Chionomys nivalis (European snow vole) is the source of this 1134-nucleotide messenger RNA. Its product is annotated as serpin B9-like. Gene Ontology annotation, molecular function: serine-type endopeptidase inhibitor activity. Gene Ontology annotation, biological process: negative regulation of endopeptidase activity. Gene Ontology annotation, cellular component: cytoplasm. The transcript has 6 exons. Lineage: Eukaryota; Metazoa; Chordata; Mammalia; Rodentia; Cricetidae. Bases 1 to 1134 code for a protein of 377 amino acids. The record is from RefSeq and is a predicted model, not a curated record.
AUGAACACUCUGUCUGAAGCAAACGGCACCUUUGCCAUCCACCUUUUAAAAAUCCUUUGUCAAAACAACCCUUCAAAAAAUGUAUGUUACUCUCCUGUGAGCAUCUCCUCUGCUCUAGCUAUGGUCCUCUUGGGGGCGAAGGGAGACACUGCAGUCCAGAUGUCUCAGGCACUUUGUUUAAACACAGAAGACGGCAUUCAUCAAAGCUUCCAGAGGCUUCUCAGUAAUCUGAACAAGCCCAACAGAAAGUACUUGCUUAGAAUGGCCAACCGGCUCUUUGCAGAGAUCACUUAUGAAUUCCUCCCAACCUUUAAGGAGUCCUGUCUUCAGUUCUACCACUCGGAGCUGGAGCAGCUGUCCUUUGCCAAAGAUCCAGAGGAGUCCAGGAAGCACAUAAACGCGUGGGUCUCCAAACAGACUGAAGGGAAAAUUCCAGAGUUGCUGUCAGAUGACUCAGAUGAUCUAGAGACCAGGCUGGUUCUUGUCAAUACCUUAUAUUUCAAAGGAAGAUGGCAUGAAGAGUUUGACACAGAAGACACCCGUGAAAUGCCGUUUAAGAUAAAUCUGAAGGAAGAGAGACCAGUGCAGAUGAUGCGUCAGGAAGACAGAUUUAACCUCGCCCACGUGAAUGAAGUACAGGCACAGGUGUUGGAGAUGCCCUAUGAGGGCCUGGAGCUGAGCUUGUUGGUCCUGCUCCCGGAUGAUGGUGUGGACCUCAGCAAGGUGGAAAACAAUCUCACUUUUGAGACGUUAAUGACCUGGACCAAACCUGACUUUAUGAAGAGCACUAUGGUUGAGGUUUUCCUUCCAAAAUUUAAACUACAAGAGGAUUAUGACAUGAAGUCUGUGUUUCAGCACUUGGGAAUGGUGGAUGUCUUCCAAGGCGACAAGGCAGACUUAUCAGGAAUGUCUCCAGAGAAAGACCUGUGUGUGUCCAAGUUUGUUCACAAGAGUGUUGUGGAGGUCAACGAAGGCGGCACCGAGGCUGCAGCAGCUUCUGCUGGAAAAGACGUACUUUACUGUGACUAUGAUGAUGAUGUUCCAACAUUCUGUGCAGACCACCCCUUCCUUUUCUUCAUCAGGCACAACAAAACCAAUAGCCUUCUGUUCUGUGGCAGGUUCUCCUCUCCAUAA